Molecule: messenger RNA, 2054 nt
Organism: Metopolophium dirhodum (rose-grain aphid)
Lineage: Eukaryota; Metazoa; Arthropoda; Insecta; Hemiptera; Aphididae
Product: mothers against decapentaplegic homolog 4-like
Exons: 13
Coding region: 1-1872 (623 amino acids)
Biological process (GO): regulation of transcription by RNA polymerase II; cell differentiation; transforming growth factor beta receptor signaling pathway
Cellular component (GO): heteromeric SMAD protein complex
Molecular function (GO): RNA polymerase II cis-regulatory region sequence-specific DNA binding; I-SMAD binding; DNA-binding transcription factor activity, RNA polymerase II-specific
Source: RefSeq, a predicted model, not a curated record
AUGGAAACGGACGCUCACUUGAUGUCGCAAGCACAACUUUAUGCACAAGCUCCUCAACCAUUACAAAUACAACACUCGCCAGCUCCUAAACCAACCAAAGGAAUGCAACAAACAAGUGCACCGACGUCAGCUGAUGCCUGUUUGAGUAUAGUACAAAGUUUGAUGUGCUAUCGACAGGGAUGGGAAAGAGAAGCAUUUGCCAAACGAGCGAUUGAGUCACUGGUUAAAAAGUUAAAGGGUAAAAGAGAUGAAUUAGAUAAUCUUAUUCUAGCUAUAACUACAAAUGGUUCGAAUCCAAGUAAAUGUGUUACAAUACAAAGAACAUUAGACGGACGGUUACAGAUAGCUGGGCGUAAAGUUUUUCCGCAUGUAAUAUAUGCAAGAAUCUGGCGAUGGCCAGAUUUACAUAAAAAUGAACUCAAGCACUUAAAGUAUUGCCAAUAUGGUUUUGAUUUAAAAUGUGAUUCUGUGUGUGUUAAUCCGUAUCAUUAUGAUCGUGUUGUAUCACCAGGCAUAGAUUUAAGUGGUCUAACACUACAAAGUGGUACAUCUAAUAAUGGUUCUGGCCGAAUAAUUAGCCUAAUAGAUGAGUAUAAAGCUGGCGGGGAAGGAAUGUCUACCUCGCCAACUGGUUCUGGUCAAGUUAGCAGUUCCAAUAUGAACAGUGAUGUACCCGGAAACAGCCCAUCUAUGAGUGUACAACAUCACUUACCUCUUUUAUGUCACCACAGAAUUCCAGCCACUGAUGUUUCUCAACAAUCAACCGUCUCUCAAGCUGCUGGAGAUAUUCGUUUGUUUCGGCCCACACUACAGCAGCACCAAAUUAGUGUAAAUUCUCAAGUACAGAUUAAGACUGAACCAUGUGAAAAUUGGAUGCCAAGUACACCAUCACAUACACCUCCCAAUAGACCAACAUACAUGCCAUUUCAAAAUCCCAGUAUGCUCAAAGUACAAAAGAAAGACAAUUUAUUACCUAGUCAAACAACGACACCUCAUGAUUAUCAAGAACCUACCACCCUGAUGCCUGGUACAAUAACAGAUAAUCGACCAGUACAAAGCACAUUUACUUAUACACAUUCAAUGAAACCACCACAUCCAAUAUUUUGGGGAGAGUCUGAAAUGGGACUUAAUGGUUUAUUAUCAUCUCAGCCAGCUCCUGAAUAUUGGUGUUUAAUUGCUUACUUUGAAUUUGAUACUCAAGUUGGAGAAAUGUUUAAAGUUACAUCUACUUGCCCUAAUGUCACUGUUGAUGGUUAUGUUGAUCCCUCUGGAGGUAAUCGAUUUUGUUUGGGUGCCAUCUGUAAUGUUCAAAGGACAGAACAAAGUGAAAGAGUUAGAUUGCAUAUUGGGAAAGGUAUUCAAUUAGAUCUGGUUGGAGAAGGAGAUGUUUGGUUAAAAUGUCAGAGUAAUCAAUCAGUUUUUUUGCAGUCAUAUUAUUUAGAUAGAGAAGCUGGUAGAGCACCAGGAGAUGCAGUCCAUAAAAUUUAUCCUCGUGCAUACAUUAAAGUUUUUGAUCUUAGACAGUGUUAUAAGCAAAUGUGUCAACAAGCUGAAACAGCUAAAAACGCAGCUGCCGCACAAGCGGCAGCAGUUGCAGGACACCUUGCAGGAUCUCAAAUUGUGGAUGGUAUUGCUCCAGUUAUAAGGUUGAGUGCUGUAGCAGGUAUUGGAGUAGACGAUUUAACAAGAUUGUGCAUAUUAAGAUUAAGUUUUGUAAAAGGUUGGGGUCCCAACUAUCCACGAAGUAGCAUUAAAGAGACUCCAUGCUGGAUAGAAGUUCAUUUACAUCGAGCAUUACAACUUUUGGAUGAAGUGUUACACUCAAUGCAAAUAGAUUCAUCAAAAGUGUCGCAGCCGGGAAUGAAGCAAUAAUAGUUUGUGCGCCCGGACGUCUGCACACACCUUAUCACACACACGACCGACCUUUGUAACUUGUGUGUAAUGGUGUUAUAGCUCCACUAGAAUUGGUUGGGUUCGCCGCGCAAGUACUAGUGAGCUAUAUGGUGUACUGAUGUGUAAGGUGUGUAUAUAUGUUUGUGUGUGUGCUUAAAAAC